AUGAAAGCCUAUCUAAAGAGCGCAGACGGCUUUUUUGUCCUAAAUAAAAGCACUACAAUUGGGAGGCAUGAAGAUUCAGAUCUUGUUUUGCAGUCCGUUGACAUCGACAACCACCACGCGCUCAUUGAGUAUAAUGAGGCCGAGUGCAGCUUUGUUCUCCAGGACUUCAAUUCCCGCAACGGCACGUUUGUCAACGAAUGCCACAUUCAGAAUGUGGCCGUGAAGCUUAUACCUGGAGACAUCCUGAGGUUUGGCUCUGCAGGGCUGACCUACGAACUGGUCAUCGAAAACCCACCCCAGGCCUCCUUCCCGUGGAUGAGGGGCCCAGUACCAUGGCCAAGGCCACAACCACCUUGGGCCAUGCAGCAGCCGAACAAGACCCCCUCGCCACCGCAUAUUCCCUUCCACCAGGGCAUCCGGCCAGCGCCCGUGCAAAGGAGUUGGUCCCAAGGCUUCCCCCGGCCCACCAUGGGCUCGCCUGCCUCCCACGGGCGACCCGUGAGUGCCAGCGGGAAGAUGUUCUCCUUUGUGGUGGACAACGCCCGCAAGUCCCCCAUCAAGCAAGUGUGGACCAAUGCCGUGGAACUGCCCGACCCGUCAGUGGCCGAGGGAAUUCCAGUACCUCCCACGGAGAUCUAUGUGGACCAGGACCUGGCCCAGCAGGACAAGGAUGAAAUAAUCCUGCUGCUGGGGAAAGAGGUGAGCCGCCUCUCCGAUUUUGAGAUUGAAUCCAAGUACAAAGACGCCGUGAUAAUGAACCUGCAGAGCGAGGUGGCCCAGCUGAGCCAGAAGCUGUUGCAGACCGCCGCCUCCAGGCAGAACGAGCAGGAGAUCUCGCAGAAGUUUCAGGUCCUGGAUGAAGACAUCGGUGCCAAACAGAAAGAGAUCAAGAGCUUGAAAAGCCAGAUCAGCGCCCUGCAGAAAGGCUACAGCCAGGUGCUGUGCCACACCCUGUCCGAGCGGAACUCAGAAAUCACAUCCCUGAAGACCGAGGGCGAGAGCUUAAAGAGGGACAACGCCAUCUCGUCGGACAUGGUGUCAUCUUUGCAAAAAGACAUGUUAGCAAGGAAUGAGCAAGUUCAACAACUAAAAGAGGAGGUGAACCAACUAAGGAGUCAGAACAAAGAAAAGGAUCUCCAGCUGGAAGCCCUUGGCACUGCAUGCUCAGCGCUGAAGGAGGAGCUAAGAAAGGAGGAAGCACACAAGGAACACAGAGACGCCGAAGAGAAAGAGUUGAAACUCUGCAAAACUCAAAUACAAGACAUGGAGAAAGAAAUGAAAAGGCUUCGGGAGGAGCUGAGGAAGAGCUGUACUGAGCAAUGCAUGAUCUCCAAGACCCUGCGAGAAAAGAGUAAGGUUGAAGAGAAGCUUCAGAAGGAUUCCAGAAGGAAAUUGCUUCAGCUGCAAGAAAUGGGGAACAGAGAGAGCCUUAUUAAAGUCAAUUUGGAAAGGGCAGUAGGUCAGCUGGAGCACUUCAGAAGCCAGGUGAUCAAGGCCACCUACGGACGGGCGAAGCUGACCCAGGACAAGCCCAUCACCGACCAGCAGUUAAUAGAGAAAAUCGCCCAGGUCACCGAGGACAACAUCAACUUUCAGCAGAAAAAGUGGACGCUGCAGAAGGAGACCCAGCUCAGCAACUGCAAGCAGGAGCAGACCGCCGAGGACGUCAAGAAGCUGACAAUGGCCCUAGACAGCUGUCAGGCUUGCAUGAGACUGUGUUGCCGCGGCAGCAGCCUGCGGAAGGAGGUGGACCUUCUUCAGAAGCUCCAGGUGAGCCCACCUGUCUCGGGGCUCCAGAAGGCGUCGCUGGACGUGCUGAGCCUCCCGCUGUCCUGGCUGGAGGAGACGGAGCAGCUCCUCCAGGACCUCGGCAUCCCGCUACCCGGCUCUGACAAAGAUCAAAUUCAACCAUUCUCAGGAAACUCAGCAGUCUUUGCUGCAAGAAAAGCUGCAGGAGCACCUGGCAGAGAAGGAGAAGCUGAACGUGGAGAGGCAAGAGCAAGAGGAGAAACUGAAAGCCAGUGUCAGGCGGCUGAUGGAAGAGAAGGAGGUGAGGCCUUGGAGGAAAGCGUCUCUGAAGAGAGAAACAGAGCAAAGGAAGCGUUACAGGAAGAGCAGAUGAGAGCCCAAGAGCUGGAGAGUCGCUUAGCCCGCCAGAAGGAGGCCUUGGAGGAAAGCAUCACUCAAGAGAAAAACAGAGUCAAGAAAGCGUUGCAGGAAGAGCAGGCGAGAGCCCAGGAGCUGGAGAACCGCUUAGCCCGUCAGAAGCAGGUUUGGGAGAGCAGCAUGGCCCACGAGAAAAGAAAAGCGAAGGAAGCCUUAGAGUCGGAAAAGAGAAAAGUCCAAGAUCUGGAGAACCACUUAACCCAACAGAAGGAGAUCUCAGACAGCAGCAUCGCCUACGAGAAACACAAAGCCAAGGAGGCCAUAGAGAAGGAAAAGAAGAAGGUGCAAGACCUGGAGAAUCGUCUGACCAAGCAGAGGGAGGAAAUAGAACUAAAAGGGCAGAAAGAAGACGUGUUGAAUAAUAAAUUAAGUGACGCGCUGGCCGUGGUGGCAGAGACCCGGAAGACGCAGACGGCCAACAGCCUGCGGGCGGAGAGCCUGGCCGUGCAGCUGCAUGAAACGCUGGCCGAGCUGGAGACCGCCAAGACGAAAAUGAUCGUGAUGGAGGAGCGUAUGCUGCUGCACCAGCAGACAGUAAAGGCGCUGCAGGACGAGCGAGAGUCACAGAAACACGAGUUUGAGGAGGAAAUCUCGGAAUACAAGGAGCAAGUCAGACAGCACUCCCAGACGAUUGUGAGUCUAGAGGAAAGACUCCAAAAAGUGACUCUACACCAUAAAAAAAUCGAAGGAGAGAUCGCGACUUUGAAGGACAACGACCCAGCUCAAAAGGAGGAAAUGCCACAAGACGCUCCGUCAGAGAGCGGCGCCAAAGAGGCCACGUGCGAACACCUGAUAGACGACUUGCUGACCGCUCAGAAGGAAAUCCUGUCUCAGCAGGAGAUCAUCAUGCGGUUAAGAAAAGACCUCACCGAAGCCCACGGCCGCAUGUCGGAUUUGAGAGGGGAGCUCAACGAGAAGCAGAAGGUGGAACUGGAGCGGAACAUGGCGCUGGUCCAGCAGCAGAGCCGGGAGCUGAGUGUGCUCAAGGAGAAGAUGGCCCAGCUGGGCGGCCUGGUGGAGAAGAAGGAUCGGGAGCUGAAGGUGGUCAAGGAGGCGCUCAGGGCUGCCCAAGAGAAACACAGACUGCAGCUGAACACGGAGAAGGAGCCGAAGCCCAGGAAGAAGGCCCAGAUGUGUGACAUCUCUGUGCAGAUAGAGCCAAGCCACGCCGAGGUCUUCUCGAGCAGCCAAGACGAGCAAUCCUUCAGUGACCUGGGGGCCAAGUGCAAAGGGUCUCGACACGAGGAGGUCAUUCAGCGUCAGAAAAAGGCCUUGUCGGAACUUCGGGCACGCAUUAAAGAACUCGAGAAGGCCUGCUUGGCAAAUCGUAAGGACCACCUGAAUGAAUCAAUCCUAGAAUUAAAGACUCUCAGAAUGGAAAAUAAUGUCCAGAAAAUAUUAUUGGACACAAAACCUGAUUUUCCAGCUCUCUCAAGAAUAGAGAUCCCAGCGCCUCAGAAUGGCCUUUACAACCCAGGAUCCAGCUCAGCAAUGGAGAAGUCGGGGAGAAUGGAUGUGUGUGAGGCUUUAGCCCUCAGCGAAAAGCUGUACAUGGACAUGAGCAGAACGCUGGGAAGUCUGAUGAACAUCAAGGACAUGUCGGGUCACAUGUCCAUGAAGUGCCUCUCCCCCAAAGAGAGGGAGAGAGUCAGCCAGCUUCGACAAAGGGACCUCGAUCUGGUGUUUGAUAAGAUCACCGAACUCAAGAGCCGGCUGGAGAGGAAAGAGGAGCUUUUGCGAGGAUACGAGAAGGACAUUGAACAGCUCAGGCAGAGCAAAGUGUCCGUCCAGAUGUACCAGGCACAGGUGGCCAAGCUGGAGGACGACAUCUACAAAGAGGCGGAGGAGAAGGCCCUGCUGAAGGAGGCCCUGGAGCGCACGGAGCACCAGCUGUACCAGGAGAAGAGGGUCAACAGGACCAUCAGGCAGCAGAAGGUUGGAGUCAAGAAAGCCACCCUAAAGAUGGACCAGGAAAGAGAGACACUGAAGAAAGAAGCCUCCAGCAGAUCCAGCCACAGCCUUUUGCUUUUGAAGCCCGGCGGAAGGAACCAGAGAAGCGUCGUCCCGCCAGCCUUGCGUGAUCCUCCGCGAGUCAUCUGA
Molecule: messenger RNA, 4266 nt
Organism: Propithecus coquereli (Coquerel's sifaka)
Lineage: Eukaryota; Metazoa; Chordata; Mammalia; Primates; Indriidae
Gene: FHAD1
Product: forkhead-associated (FHA) phosphopeptide binding domain 1
Exons: 30
Coding region: 1-4266 (1421 amino acids)
Molecular function (GO): protein binding
Source: RefSeq, a predicted model, not a curated record